This is a messenger RNA of Zasmidium cellare ATCC 36951, 1881 nucleotides long. Its product is annotated as GMC oxidoreductase. The coding region runs from base 1 to 1881 and encodes 626 amino acids. Gene Ontology annotation, molecular function: flavin adenine dinucleotide binding; oxidoreductase activity, acting on CH-OH group of donors. The record is from RefSeq and is a predicted model, not a curated record. Lineage: Eukaryota; Fungi; Ascomycota; Dothideomycetes; Mycosphaerellales; Mycosphaerellaceae. The transcript has 4 exons.
AUGCAUGCAUUCAUUUCUGCGUUUUUGGUUGCGCUGCUGCUUACUGUUGCACGAGCUGAAAGGUCAGACUAUGUCAUCAUCGGAGGCGGCACUGCAGGCCUGACUAUUGCGGCUCGUCUGAGUGAAGAUCCGAACGUGACGGUCACGGUCAUCGAAGCUGGAGAAGAUCGAACGAGCGACGUUGAAGUCCUUGCGCCGAAUCUCUUGACUUCGCUCUACAGCAACCCAAAGUACGACUGGAAUUAUCGCACAAUUCCACAGGUCAAUGCCAACAAUCAUGUUCUGGCCCAUCCUCGAGGAAAGCAACUUGGUGGCUCAUCUGCAAUCAACUUCCUCUGGUGGACGCACGCAUCACAGCAAGACAUCAACAACUGGGGCCUGCUAGGCAAUCCAAACUGGUCCUGGAAUGCACUACAGCCAUUCUAUCGUCGAUCUGAAUCGUACGUUCAGCCUUCUCGAAAGACAGUCGAAGAUCUGGACACUGGCUACAUCGAUCCAGCUCUGCAUGGGCAAGAUGGUCCCGUACUGAACACUUUCGCAGACAUAUACUUGCCUUUUGACGAGGCAUGGCCGCGGACGUACAGAGCACUGGGAUUGCCUCCAUCGUCGGACCCUCGAGAUGGCCUGGCGCUUGGAGGCUAUACAAAUCUUAUCAACAUGGAUCCGAAGACGAGAAGUCGAAGCUACGCUGCUACCACUUAUAUGCGUGGUGCUGAAAAUCGGCCAAACUUCAAAGUGAUCACGGGAGCUCAUGUACAGAGGAUCACAUUUGUCGAUUCCGGGAAACGGCCUCGGGCGACUGGCGCAUUAUAUUCCACCAACGGCACGACGCACCAGGUAAAGGCUCGGAAAGAAGUCAUUCUCAGCGCAGGCGCAUUCGGAUCACCGCAGCUACUUGAGCUCUCCGGCAUUGGCAACCCCGACAUCCUGAAGAAGUACGGCAUCGAAAUCCUCGUGGCGAACAAGAACGUUGGUGAGAAUCUGCAAGAUCAUGCCUACGUACCGAUAGGCUACGAAGUGAAGGAGCCUGGCCUAUUCACCCUGGAUGACUUCGCCAACGAGACGCUUUUCAACGAGGAGUACGAGAAGUACAUCACAAACCACACCGGUCUUCUGGCCACAACAAGUGCCAUGUCAGGCCUCCUCUCCCUCGCACAGAUCCAGCAAAACACCACAGACGAUCCCCUGGACCUCAGUAAAUCAAUCGAAAGCAUCUGCCCCGACACCAAGAAAACGCACACCCAAACCCACCUCCGCCCACCCCACCCCUCAUCACAACACGACCUCCUCUGCGCCUCCAUCGACACCGAAGCCAUCGUGCAAGAAUUCGCCUUCCCGAGCGGCAUCAACCCCCAACUCUCCAACGACAGCAGCAAGCUCUUCCUCGCCUCCACGCCAGGAAACUUCUUCAGCAUGCAGGGCGUCCUCGAACACCCCUUCUCCCGCGGGAGCGUCCACAUACAGUCGAGUGAUGCGUCAGAGUAUCCGAGGAUUGAUCCGAACUAUCUCUCGCAUCCUCUCGAUAUCAAAGUUCUAGAGGCGAUUGCAUUGCACUUACAGGCUGUCGCGCAGACGAAACCUUUGAGUAAGCUGCUUGUCGACGGGGGAAGGAAGUAUCAGCCCGGAUACUACGCCCUCAACGCCUCGAACGUGGAGGGCUGGGUUCGGGAUAACCUGCAAAGUGAAUACCACCCUUGCGGAACCGCUGCGAUGUUGCCGAAGGAGAAAGGCGGCGUGGUCGAUGAGAAGUUCAGGGUGUACGGGGUUGAUGGGUUGAGGGUCGUGGAUGCAUCUGUUUUCCCGCUGAUUCCGCGGGCGAAUUUGCAGACGUUGGUGUAUGCGGUGGCGGAGAGGGCGGUGGAGUUUUUGAGGGAGGGCUGA